Messenger RNA from Cylicocyclus nassatus, 1179 nucleotides. Lineage: Eukaryota; Metazoa; Nematoda; Chromadorea; Rhabditida; Strongylidae. The record is from the annotation of a GenBank genome assembly.
AUGGAUCCAACAAGUGGCGAUCAGACCCCGAACCCGAUCCCGAACCCGAACCCCAACAUGGACCCCACCCAGUUCCUGAUGCUGCAAAUCAUGGAGCUGUGGAAAGAAGUGAAGAAGAAGCAAGGAUCCAGCGAAGAUUACGUGAUGAACGCACUUGCCACUCGUCUACCAGAAUUCAACCAUGACCCUGAGAAUGGAUGCACGUUUGACGUAUGGCUGCAACGCUAUGAGAAUAUAAUCAAGAACGACGGAGCCGCACUGGAUGACAACGCAAAAGCCAGGCUGAUAGUAUCCCGGCUCGACCAGAAGACACAUGCCCGUCUCGCAAACACAAUCGCUCCUAAGAAGAUCGAAGACAUGGACUUACAAACGACAAUAGCGACUUUAUUGAAGCUAUUUGGAUGCCGUAAGUCAGUUUUCACACGCCGAUACGAGUGUAUGAGGAUGAAAUACCAUUCAUCGAUGCCAUUAUCGGACUUCGUCGCAGAAGUCAACCGGAACGUGGAAAACGCAGAAUUUGCUGCUAUGACUGGUGAGCAGUUCAAGUGCUUAAUUUUCGUAAGCGCUCUAGAAGAUGACGAUUGUGUUGCACUACGAACCCAUGUACUGAAGAAAAUGAAGGCCGAACCGGACACAACUCUGAUGGAUCUACUGGAAGAGUGCAACGACUACUCGGAAUUGCAGUCUCACAUUGAAAUGAUCGGCAAAGCCAAGGUACCACAGGUCCAUGCAAUUCAGAGGGAUGAAAAUCCGCAAGUCAACGCGAUGCAGCGAGGCGAAAAGCGGAAAUCGUCCACUGAUCAGAAGCCCAAAGCAGAUUUACUUUGUCAACUCGUCUAUGUGAAGGACUACCGAACAGUUAAUAAAACUGCCUGGAUUCCUGGAAUAAUUUGCAAGCAAAUUGGCGAUGUCACAUACGAAGUAAAAGUUGAUCCUGGAAUCUGGAUCCGGCACGCUGACCAGAUCAAACCACGUGCAUCUAUGGACUCAACAGCUGAAGCCACAAAUGAUAGUUCUGACACGAUUAUUCCCUCAAAACCAGCAACAUCUCCGCAGGCACAACUGGAUCAGGGAGAAACCACCGCGACACUUUCAGCUAUAUCUCGCCCCACUCGAACCCGACGUCCACCAAGUCGUCUCAUAGUAAACCCACAUGCCGCUACUUACCAUUAUACUUGA